AUGGACCGCUACCAACGAGUGCCAGUGCCUCGGGAGCCGGAGGAGCACGCCGAGAAUGAGGUGCGCAUCACGUCGCAGGGCAAGAGCCGCAGCUACAUCUCCUAUGGCACCACCCUGCUGUCGGAGAAGGGCCACUCCUCGGUGGUGCUCAAGGCCAUGGGCAAGGCCAUCAACAAGACUGUCACCAUAGCCGAGAUCACGAAGCGGCGCAUCGCGGGGCUGCACCAGGUCACCGCCAUCAGCAGCGUGGAGCUGCAGGACAGGUGGGAGCCCAAGGAGGAGGGGCUGGAUCCCAUUGAGACCACCCGUCAUGUGUCCGUCAUCACCAUCACACUCUCCAAGGCGCCGCUGCCGGAGAGCGAGGUGCGGCCGCUCCAGGAUGAGGAGCACCUGGCGGGGGAGGCGGACGGCGAGGGGGAGGAGGGGGGCUACCACCGGCGUGGGCGAGGCGGGCGCGGCAGGGGCCGCGGCCGCCGCGCGCCGCCCCGCACAGGCGACCCCGCCGCCGAUGCUGCUGCGGCGGAAGGUUACGAGAAUGGCGGGCGUGGCAGGGGCAGGGGCAGGGGCAGAGGCAGGGGGCGGGGGCGUGGAGGCCGCGGCCGGGGCCGAGGCGAGGAUUCAGCGCCGCCGGCAGAGGGCGGCGCCGCGGCGCCGCCGGCUGCCGCGCCCGCAGCAGCAGCCCCUGCCGCCGCCGACGGCGCCGCGGCAUGA
Messenger RNA from Chlorella variabilis, 711 nucleotides. RefSeq lists its product as hypothetical. The coding region runs from base 1 to 711 and encodes 236 amino acids. The transcript is spliced from 5 exons. Lineage: Eukaryota; Viridiplantae; Chlorophyta; Trebouxiophyceae; Chlorellales; Chlorellaceae. Gene Ontology annotation, molecular function: RNA binding. The record is from RefSeq and is a predicted model, not a curated record.